CCAAGCGGCUCAGUUUUGUCAUCCCACGUGCGAAGGUGAGAGGCGGAGUCCGAACUGAAUGUACCCCGGGAUCUGGAGGUGAGGCGAACUAGAGACGGCACUUGUUCCUUUCAUCUUCUGCAAGAACGUGGUUUCCCUUUGGGAGAAGAGUCCGUGCUCUCGGGAUAUCAGGGUGGAUGGAUUAGUUCAGAGGUGUCAAGUACAAGGCCCGUGACACUCCCAAGUGCAGUCUGAACCAGGUUAAAAUAGAUGCGUCUGUCAGCCUUGCUAUCCUUGGCAGCCAAAGCCAACUUGCCUCGUAACUACCGCUAUGGAAUGAGCCGACCUGGAACUAUGGCUGACAAGAGGAGAAACCCUCCCUGGAGAAGGCAGCGUCCAGUCCUUGUGGAGCCUAUACCUGAGGAUUCCUGGAAUGUGUUUUGUGGGGACACGGUAGAGAUCCUGGAGGGCAAAGAUGCUGGGAAGCAGGGCAAAGUGGUUCAGAUCAUCAGGGAGAGGAACUGGGUUGUCUUGGAAGGACUGAACACGCAUUUCCGAUACAUUGGCAGGAGCAAGGAUUACCGGGGGACCAUGAUCCCCAGCGAGGCCCCCCUGCUGUUCCGCCAGGUCAAGCUUGUGGAUCCUGCUGACAGGAAGCCAACUGACGUGGAAUGGAGGUUUACAGAGGAAGGCGAGCGUGUAAGAGUCUCCCUGAGGACAGGAAGGAUCAUCCCAAAGCCUGAGUUCCCCAGACCCGAUGGCAUCAUCCCUGAGCAGUGGAUUGAUGGCCCCAAAGAUACAUCAGUGGAAGAUGCUCUGGAGAGAACUUAUGUCCCCUGUUUGAAGACCCUGGGAGAAGAGGUGAUGGAGUCAAUGGGCAUCGUGGAGACUCGGAGGCACAGGAAAGUCUACUGGUAUUAAAACUAGGGAAGGAACUGUCUUCUUCCCACUGCUGUCCCCUACCCCACCCCAGGUCAUGACCCUGGAAGUCUGAGGAAUUGCUAUUUCCUACUGUCCAAUAAAAAUAAGGAUUUUAUGAGGCAUCUGUA
Molecule: messenger RNA, 1028 nt
Organism: Dromiciops gliroides (monito del monte)
Lineage: Eukaryota; Metazoa; Chordata; Mammalia; Microbiotheria; Microbiotheriidae
Gene: MRPL24
Product: mitochondrial ribosomal protein L24
Exons: 7
Coding region: 250-900 (216 amino acids)
Biological process (GO): translation
Cellular component (GO): mitochondrion; ribosome
Molecular function (GO): RNA binding; structural constituent of ribosome
Source: RefSeq, a predicted model, not a curated record